AUGUAUACAUCAUCUGAGUACCUGGUUGUGAUAUAUACAACAGCUGAGUACCUGGUUGUGAUGUAUACAACACCUGAGUACUUGUUUCUGAUGUAUACAACACAUGAGUACCUGGUUGUGAUGUAUACAUCAUCUGAGUACCUGGUUGUGAUGUAUACAACACCUGAGUACUUGGUUGUGAUGUAUACAACACCUGAGUACUUGUUUGUGAUAUAUACAACACCUGAGUACCUGGUUGUGAUGUAUACAUCAUCUGAGUACCUGGUUGUGAUGUAUACAACACCUGAGUACCUGGUUGUGAUAUACACAACACCUGAGUACCUGGUUGUGAUGUAUACAACACCUGAGUACCUGGUUGUGAUGUAUACAACACCUGAGUACCUGGUUGUGAUAUACACAACACCUGAGUACCUGGUUGUGAUGUACACAACACAUGAGUACCUGGUUGUGAUAUAUACAACACCUGAGUACCUGGUUGUGAUAUAUACAACACCUGAGUACCUGGUUGUGAUGUAUACAUCAUCUGAGUACCUGGUUGCGAUGUAUACAACACCUGAGUACCUGGUUGUGAUGUAUACAACACCUGAGUACCUGGUUGUGAUGUAUACAACACCUGAGUACCUUGUUGUGAUAUAUACAACACCUGAGUACUUGUUUGUGAUAAAUACAACACCUGAGUACCUGGUUGUGAUGUAUACAUCAUCUGAGUACUUGGUUGUGAUGUAUACAUCACAUGAGUACCUGGUUGUGAUAUAUACAACACCUGAGUACCUGGUUGUGAUAUAUACAACACCUGAGUACCUGGUUGUGAUGUAUACAACACCUGAGUACCUGGUUGUGAUAUACACAACACCUGAGUACCUGGUUGUGAUGUAUACAUCAUCUGAGUACUUGGUUGUGGUGUGUACAACACCUGAGUACUUGUAUGUGGUGUGUACAACACCUGAAUACCUGGUUGUGAUAUAUACAAUGCCUGAGUACUUGGUUGUGACAUAUACAACACCUGAGUACCUGGUUGUUAUAUAUACAUUACCUGAAUACCUGGUUGUGAUAUAUACAACACCUGAGUACUUGGUUGUGAUGUAUACAACACAUGAGUUGUCUGUUGAGCUGUUGUGA
Molecule: messenger RNA, 1119 nt
Organism: Magallana angulata
Lineage: Eukaryota; Metazoa; Mollusca; Bivalvia; Ostreida; Ostreidae
Exons: 1
Coding region: 1-1119 (372 amino acids)
Source: RefSeq, a predicted model, not a curated record